UUGGACAAUCGUCAACCGGUGCCAUCUAUUUCACAGCUGUUUGUCUUCUCUCUUUUUUUACAUAAAAAAAACAAAAUGUUUGACAGCGAAAUGUUUACCGGUUGAUACACCAAAAUUUUAAUAACAACAAUGUUUAUUUUUUAAUUUAUAAUUUUAAUUAUUUAUCAUUAAAAAACAAUGGGUUUUUUAGAAGAUACAUUAUUUAUUCUCAGCUCACAGGUUGUAUUUUUUUCAAUUGGAUGGGUUUUUUUUGUUAAAAAAUUAUUUCGUGAUUAUGAAGUACAUCAUAUACUUGUACAGUUAAUAUUUUCAGCAACAUUUGCAUUAUCAUGUACAAUGUUUGAAUUAAUUAUAUUUGAAAUUGUUGGUAUACUUGAUUCAAGCUCAAGAUAUUUUCAUUGGAAUGUUGGACUUUACAUGUUGUUAUUUAUGGUGAUUGUAUUGAUACCAUUCUACAUUGCAUACUUUAUCAUCAGUAAUAUAAAUUUAGUUAAAAAAAAAUUCAUCAGACCACUUACUGUGUUAAUUUAUCUAUUUUAUUUAUAUUUAUUUUGGAAAAUUGGUGAUCCAUUUCCAAUAUUAAGUCCAAAAAAAGGUAUAUUAUCAAUUGAAACUGGUGUUAGUCGUGUUGGUGUUAUUGGUGUAACAGUUAUGGCAUUAUUAUCUGGUUUUGGUGCUGUUAAUUAUCCAUAUUCAUCAAUGGCAUAUUUUAUGAGACCAGUAUCAUAUGCUGAUGUACAAGGAAUUGAACGUAGAUUAAUGCAAACAAUGGAUAUGAUUGUUGCUAAAAAAAAAAGAAUAGCAUUAGCUAAAAAAGGUGAUGUUGUAUCACCAACAGAUACAAGAUCAAGAUUAUGGGGAAUGCUUGGACCAUUGACUAGUUCAAAAGGACAACAAGAACAUAUUAAACAAUUACAACAAGAAGUAUCAUGCCUUGAAGAAUUAUCACGUCAAUUAUUUUUAGAAGCACAUGAUAUACAAAAUGCUCGACAAAGAUUAAAAUGGGCAGCAACAUGGCAAGGAAAAUAUUUUAAUUUUUUAGGAUAUUUUUUUUCAAUAUAUUGUACAUGGAAAAUAUUUAUAUCAACAAUAAAUAUUGUAUUUGAUAGAGUUGGUAAAAAAGAUCCAGUAACACGUGGUAUUGAAAUUGCUGUUCAUUGGAUUGGUUUUAAUAUUGAUGUUACAUUUUGGUCACAGCAUAUAUCAUUUUUUCUUGUUGGUUGUAUUGUUUUUACAUCAAUUAGAGGAUUAUUAUUAACACUAACAAAGUUUUUUUAUGCAAUAUCAAGCAGUAAAUCAUCAAAUAUUAUUGUUCUUAUACUUGCUCAAAUAAUGGGAAUGUAUUUUGUGUCAUCAGUGUUGUUGAUGAGAAUGAAUAUGCCAGCUGAAUACAGAAUAAUUAUAACACAAGUACUUGGUGAUUUACAAUUUAACUUUUAUCAUCGUUGGUUCGAUGUUAUAUUUUUAGUGUCAGCAUUAUCAUCAAUUGUUUUUCUUUAUCUUGCUCAUAAACAAGCACCAACUGAACGUGUAUAA
This is a messenger RNA of Aphidius gifuensis, 1536 nucleotides long. It is a transcript of the gene GPHR, whose product is annotated as Golgi pH regulator. The record is from RefSeq and is a predicted model, not a curated record. Gene Ontology annotation, cellular component: Golgi cisterna membrane. Gene Ontology annotation, biological process: intracellular pH reduction. Lineage: Eukaryota; Metazoa; Arthropoda; Insecta; Hymenoptera; Braconidae. Gene Ontology annotation, molecular function: voltage-gated monoatomic anion channel activity. The coding region runs from base 178 to 1536 and encodes 452 amino acids. The transcript is spliced from 7 exons.